AUGUGCUACAGUGGCCGUCCCGUGGGUGGAAACAGUGACCGCAUCCAGAAGCUUCGGAAGGAGUAUUAUCAGGCUCGAAGAGAAGGGUUCCCUUUGUAUGAAGAUGAAGAGGGACACACACGGCCAUCUGACCAUGACCUCCGCUGGGUGUCUGGAAAGGGUCCAGAUGGAAGCACACACACCCUUCGCUUUGAAGGGAUGGAGCGGCAGUAUGCAUCCUUACCCAGGGGAGGCUCAGCAGAUCCUGUGGACUACCUGACAGCAGCACCCCGAGGGCACUACAAUGAAAGAGAGCUUCCAUACUACCCAGGGCCUCAUCCUGUACAACCCCUAAGGGGGAGCUAUUCCCGCCCUCCAGAUCUGAGGAUGGCAGAUCUCCGAUAUCCACAGUACUACCCACGCCCACCAGCCCAUCAGCACAAAGGACCCUUCAGACAGGAUGUUCCACCUUCCCCACCUCAGCACCAGAGAGUUCCAGUCUACCAGGAGAUGGGCAGAGCAGGGCCUCAAGGGGGCAGCCCUGACCAGCACCCCUAUCGUAACCAGGACCCCAGGCAGAAGAACCCCAUGACUGCAGCAGUAUAGCUGAACAUUACAGAGAUCUACCAAGCAAGGAAGACACCAACACCACCUUUGCCCUUGCUAGACACCUCCAGGUGAAGGUGUCCCAUGGUACAGAGUGGCUCUUGGUCCUUGAGGAUGUGACACUUGACUGAUGAUCAGAAGAGAAAAAAGGGGGGACAAGGGUUUGGGGGUGUGGAUUCAAAAGGAAGAAGGGGUGGGGUCAUAAAAACAGAACUUCCUGAUACUUGAAAGGCUUGAAGAAUUGGUUGGUUGGAAAAGAGUGGCAAUUGAUUAAGAAUCCAUGGAGAUACACUAUAGUAAACCCUGGCUAGAAUGCCAGCUGGUUACAACCCCCCACCCUAUCACUACACAUAGCACAGGUAGCUAUCUUGGCCAGGCUUUGUCACACACUCAGAGACUCACUCUCAGUCCUGUCCUUGGAGCUGUGCCUACACAGUGGCAGAGUAGAAAGGCUCCAAUUACGGCCAUGUUCAUAAGCACAGUGUCUCCACUGAGAACCAAGUAACAAUAAUCAUGACCAAUGAGUGACCUCUGAGAUGUUCGAUCCGAAGGAAGGCUGAAUUUAUUUAUUUAUAGUCUACCUUUAGUUCUUGGUACUACUUGUUUGGUACAAAGCUUUCACAUUCCCUUGCUUUUGACAGAAAAGCCAGUAUUAGUGUCCUGGGAGGAUGUGCAAAGCUGUGAGGGCUUCCAGAAGGAACACAUUCCCGCCAGAACCACAGUGAGCAGGUGAAGAGGGUUGACUGUCCCUUAGUCCUUGCUUUCCUCUCCUCCAGGCCCUGGCAUGCUUGCUUGGAGAUGGCUCAUUUCAGAGUCCUCCCCAAAUGCCUAUAAUUAUUUUAACUGAGACCUCUACUUUUAGAUUUCCACUCAAGGAGUAAAGUAUACAUGUGAGUGUGAUGGGUAAGGAAAAGUGAGCCUGCUGGUCAGGCCACACAGGAAGCAAUGUCCUAGGGAUGUCUGUGCCAGACUCAGUGCCAAACAGUACCUAUCUGCCCCUGGGUCAGUGAGGAAACUGGUCACCAGCAAUGAAUGUGUGUGUGUAUGUAUGUGUGUGUGUGUGUGUGUGUGUGUGUGUGUGUGUGUGUGUUUUCAAACACAUGUGAUUACCAGUAUAGAGAGGAGAAGAGAAAAUUGCCUUCUGGAAGUUUGAUGAGGAAGGAAUCAGAGGAAGUAAAGGGAGAAGAAAUUAAGAUUAAAUCAGUGUGCAUCUGCUUUAUCUCAUUAACAAAUGUCAGGGCAAAGCCAAGGUCUCCACCUGAUUUAAAAGACAAAGAAAAAAGCUUUCUGGCUAGAGAAAGCUGCAAAGCCGCUCUUCCUUCCUUUGAGCUUUUCUACGUAUCCAACAGAGCAUCCGAAAUGUCCAAGCUGAUCCAAAUGGGAACACAUACAAAAAACUGAGAAAUGGCAGACACGGCCGGGCCAGCACUGUGAAUGUCUCAGUAACUACUGAGAACUUUAAGCCACUCACAUUCCCUCUUCAUUCCCCUCCCCAAAAGGUCUUUAGUUCAAUACAGACAUAUUUUGGCUGAGAGUAGAAUACCACUGACCGACAGAAUUUACUGAAUUACAGUAUUCUAAAACACAUAGAGUAGCCAUCUGGCCCUAUUUAGUCUUUUUUUUUUAUUAUUCUUUUUUUGUUACCAAGAAUAAUGCAACCACUGGUUUUAGACGUAAAUAGUGUCAUUUGCUAGACUCCAAGAGAGGUCAUUAUCUAAACCACAAUUACUGUGGCCCUCUGAAAAAAUUGACUGUCAAGUUGCUUUUUGUCAUCUGCCAUCUCUCUUCAGCCAGUGCCCUUCCAUCAUAUGUAAUUUGUUCAGUGGGGUGGAGGACCUCAGGCAGGCCCUGCCCAACAAGGCAUUGUGGCUAUGCUGUAGGGUCCCUGGCCACCCUGCUGAACAGGGCCUUUCCUCUGAGCCAAGGAACCCUGAAAGAAAAUGAUAGAAUGAAGGAAAUGCAACUUUUGGGAGAAAGCAUUAGAUCAACUCGUAAGCCAGGCAUGGUACCACGUGGCAGAGAAUCCCAGCACUCAGGAAGUCAAGGCAGGCAGACUGCAAGGUGGAGGUAAACCUGAACUGCAGGAUGAGUUGAAAACCAUCCUGGACUGUAUGACAAGACCCUGUAGGUUUUUUUGGGGGGAGGGGGUAGAUUGUUUUUGGUUUUUUAAACAUUACUCUUCAGUGUGUUCUAUAUUUUACUCAAAUUUCUAUAAAGCACUGAUUCUACCCAAGGAAGAAGUUUCCCCUUGCAGGAAGGGUGGACCACUUACAGAUGAGCCAUAGGUAGGUGACAAUGGCGUGCUGUAGAGAAGUGGCACUGCAGAUGACUGCUCAUGUUUCUGGGUCCAGCAUUGACACUUUGAGCACACAGCACCCUAUAUGCAGGUUUCAGAAAAUCUGCUUCAGACCUUGGCUUUGUGUUGUACACAUAGUCCAUCCAAUAAUUGCUAAUCCUGAAAGGCCCUCGGAGGCUCAAAGGUAUUAUUAAAGAGAACAAAAAAGAGGUGAUAACAGCUUUCUUUUCUUGCUUAAAAGUAUAGCAGUUGCUGCAUUUGACCCUGCCUUAAAGAACUAACAUUAUAUUUGUGACGGAGGCUGCAUCAAGCCAAGCAACGGUUAAGAACAGCUUGGGCAGUAAGAUUUAUAAUAUUUGAGUAGUACUCUCCGUCUGACUUGUCUCCUCUCCACAGCUCCAGGACAAUUAUUCUGGGGUGCUAUGAGAACAGGUGGCUAUCUGGAAGUCCAGGUUAUAAUCAGCAGGUUCCCAGAAGAAGGGAAUAGCUACCAGGAUAUUUGUAACCUUGAGAAAACUCAUUCGAGUAUCUCUCUAUAAUGGGGAACAGAGAGAAAAGUUUAUCAAGACCUACAAACCUGCUCCUUGGCCAUCCAGCUGCACCUGUCCUCUUUCCUCCCUUUCCUCCAUGACUAGAAAGAUAAGAGAGAACAGACCACUGGAAACCUUUAGUCCCUAGAGAACUCAGUCUUCCACAAGAGAGAGAAACACAGCUCAUUGAUCCACCACCACUCCUCUUGGCUUAAUAUUGUUUCCCUCCAGAGUUGAAUCAGUGAACAAACAAAAGACCAUUUUCUUAAAUCAUGAUUCCAUAGCAAACAAAGCUUAGAAAAAAUUAUUCUAAAACUCCUUAUUCUGAGACUUUUCAGAACAUCUAUGUUGAACCCACAGGACCUCAUGAAGCAAAAGUCUGAUGUAUUCAGUAGCAUUGUGGAGAAAGAAAGCCUUGGAGGCUUUAUUGGAGCCUUAUUUCUGCUGCCGACAGAAUAAAAUUAAAACAAGGUCCACUGUCCUGAAUUAUUUUUAGCUAAAUCUAUCUUGUGAAGGAAAUCUUCCUGCAACUUUAGAAUCAGAGAGCUGGUUCCUCUGUUCCCUAGUCCACAGAGGGACCAAGACUAUAAAGAGUAAUUACUUUUCCCCCUCACUGAAAAUCAACAGCAUUUGGCUUUGUUUGCUUGCUGCUUAGUGUUUGAGCAAUGUUACUGGGCUGCAGGCCUGUGGAAGGAAUGGAAAAGUGGUUGAUAAAGGAAUAUUUCUCUGUAAAAUUCCCAUCUGCAUUAAACUCUGAGAUCCAUUGUGAGUGACUUUCCAAUUGGUGUUAAAUUGGGUAGACAUUCCAUAGCUCCCUGGCCCAUGUUGACAGUAAGAAAGUCCAAGUUCCAUGCCAUUAGGCAGGACAGAGUUCCGUUUAGACAAGUCCAUAAUAGUGUUUCUCCACCUCAGUUCACAUCAACUUUGUGUAGAAAUGAGGCUACAGGGAGAUGGGAAAAGGGAUUCUCCAUAUGACACCCCUACAAAGUCGCCUUUCUGCUAACAGGGACAGCAAAAAAGUUAGAGAUCUAAAACUAAGCCAGGAUUCUCACGUGGAACCAUGGCUUCUAAGUGUUAACUCUUUGUCCCUCCUCUCCUUAUAUAGGCAUGCAAUCACCCACAGCCUGGCUUCUAAAGUUGGGUUUGGUUACUAAGCUCAGAGUGGGAAGUGAACCAUUCCCAAAGAUUUGAGCCCAUCUCUUGAUCUUCAGAAACUGUUCCGUUCCAUCUGCAAUGCUAUUUACUACUGGAAUAUAAAACAAAACCUGUUGUUUAUACCCUCACUUUCUCUAGUCUUUCCUGUUCUUUUAUGAUUACCAAGUCAUCUGUUCUUACAUUCUAAAGAUAAAUUAUGUGAAAUCAUAUUUUGUCAUAUGGGGAUGGAGAGUGAAUUCUUUACAAACUUUUUAAUAUGAUCCCAUUUAUAUCACUGAAGACAUUUUGGAUGUUAUUGUAUAUGAGUAUAUAAAUUUUCAUGUUUUAUUUUGCAUUAAAAUAAAGCUUUAUUCAAUCAGUGAG
Molecule: messenger RNA, 4929 nt
Organism: Cricetulus griseus (Chinese hamster)
Lineage: Eukaryota; Metazoa; Chordata; Mammalia; Rodentia; Cricetidae
Source: RefSeq, a predicted model, not a curated record